Molecule: messenger RNA, 4730 nt
Organism: Galeopterus variegatus (Sunda flying lemur)
Lineage: Eukaryota; Metazoa; Chordata; Mammalia; Dermoptera; Cynocephalidae
Gene: SYCP2
Product: synaptonemal complex protein 2
Exons: 42
Coding region: 35-4351 (1438 amino acids)
Source: RefSeq, a predicted model, not a curated record
UUGUUUUGUCCUGCUGUUUUUAAAUGAAGUAAAAAUGCCAGUAAGACCAGAUCUCCAGCAGUUGGAAAAAUGCAUCGAUGAAGCUUUAAGAAAAAAUGAUUUCAAACCUCUGAAAACUCUUUUACAAAUUGAUAUUUGUGAAGAUGUUAAGAUUAAAUGCAGCAAACAGUUUUUCCGCAAGUUGGAUGACCUGAUGUGCAGGGAACUUAAUAAAAAGGAUAUCCAAACUGUUUCAACCAUUUUGGUUUCCAUUGGAAGAUGUGGCAAAAAUAUCAGUAUAUUGGGACAAGCUGGACUUCUGACUAUGAUAAAACAAGGACUAGUCCAAAAGAUGGCUUCCUGGUUUGAAAAAUCCAAGGAGAUUAUUCUAAGUCGAGGAAAUUCAAAUGAUGUUAUAAAUAUGGUGGAAGACUUAUUUGAUCUUUUGAUGGUCAUACAUGAUGUCAGUGAUGAAGGUGAAAGACAAGUAGUGGAAUGUUUCGUACCUCGAAUUUGUGCCCUGGUUAUUGACUCAAGAAUGAAUAUUUGUAUUCAGCAGGAGACUUUAAAAAAAAUGAAUGCUAUGCUUGACAAAAUGCCUCAAGAUGCCAGGAAAAUGCUUUCUAACCAAGAAAUGUUAAUUCUCAUGAAUAGUAUGGGAGAAAGGAUUUUAGAUGCUGGAGAUUAUGAUUUACAGAUAGGCAUCAUAGAAGCUUUAUGUAGAAUGACCACAGAAAAACAAAGACAAGAACUGGCAUGUCAGUGGUUUUCCAUGGAUUUUAUUGCUAAUGCAUUUAAAGGAAUUAAAGACUCUGAAUUUGAAACAGAUUGCAGGAUAUUUCUCAAUCUUGUAAAUGGCAUGCUUGGAGACAAGAGAAGGGUCUUUACAUUUCCUUGCUUAUCUGCAUUUCUUGAUAAAUAUGAGCUGCAAAUACCAGCAGAUGAAAAACUUGAGGAAUUCUGGAUCGAUUUUAAUCUUGGGAGCCAGACUUUAUCAUUCUACAUUGCUGGAAAUAAUGAUGAUCAUCAGUGGGAAGCAGUCACUGUGCCUGAGGAAAAAGUACAAAUAUACAGCAUUGAAGUGAGAGAAUCAAAGAAGCUACUGACCAUAAUUCUGAAAAAUAUACUAAAACUUAGUAAAAGAGAAGGGAAAGAAUUGCUUUUGUAUUUUGAUGCAUCAUUAGAAAUCACUAAUGCAACUCAAAAAAUUUUUGGUGCAAAUAAAUAUAGGGAAUUUACCAGAAAACAAGGUAUUUCAGUUGUCAAAACAUCUGUGCAUAUACUUUUUGAUGCAAGUGGAUCACAGAUUCUAGUGCCAGAAAGUCAAAUCUCAUCAGCCAAAGAAGAAUUUGUUAGUUUAAAAGAAAAAUCUAACCCCCAAAAGGAAUUUGCUAAAUCUCCAAACUAUAUCAAAAACAGUAAUCAAGAGGACAGAAAAAAUAGUCAGCUUGAGAAAAUUACUCCUAGCAAAAGAAAAAUGUCUGAAGCGUCAAUGAUUGUUCCUGGUGCAGAUAGAUACAUUGUGAGAAGUCCAAUACUUUUGACCAACACGUCAACACCACGAAGACGAAAAAGAAUUAAACCACCACUGCAAAUGAUGAGUUCUGCGGAAAAAUCUGGUGUUUCUAAAACACUGGAAAAUGGAGCAGAUAAUGCUAUAUCACUUAAAUCUAGAUCAUCUGAAGGAAGAUAUAGCGGAGAUAAUACAGACAAACAUAUCAAAACUGCUAAAGUUGUAGAAAAGAGAGAAAAUAAGGACACUGAAUUCCCAAACCAAAAUUUUAAUGAACUCCAGGACGUUCCUGAUUCACAGGCAGUGGGAAAAAUAGAUAAACCCAUAUUACCUGGUGUUUUAGACAACGUCUGUGAAAAUAAAAUGCACUCCAAAUUGGCAUGUUGGACACCUGUAACAAAUAUUAAACUAUGUAAUAACCAAAGAGCAAGUAUUUCAUCAGGAGACACAUUCAAUCAAGAUAUUGUUAUCAACAAAAAUCUUGCUAACCCAAAAUCAUCCUCUUCGAUAUCUGAUAAUUCUGAAGAAACUGGAAAGGUGAAAUAUACGAAAGAAAUAGUGGAGCAUAACAAAAUAGAUAAAGCAGAAGUAGAAGUUUGCAAAAGAAACAAUCAACAACAGAAUCAUUCUAAAUAUUCAGAGCAGAACAAUACUGAAAACACUAAGCAGAGUGACUGGUGUAUUGAAUCUGAAACUACUUUUAAAUCAGUUCUCCUAAAUAAGACUGUUGAAGAAUCUCUGAUCUAUAGGAAGAAAUACGUAUUGUCAAAAGAUAUGAAUACUGCUAUUUGUAAUAAAAGCCAUUCUCCUAGAAAAAAUGUGAAAAGUCUUAAAAAAUCGGGGAAAGAAUGGACUUCUAAACUCAAUUCCUGGGAUUUGAAAGAAAAAAAAAUGAGAGAAGAGUCCAAAGAGAAGGGAUUUACUGAUGCAGCACAAUCUUUGAUAAGGCAAAUUAAUAAGAGAUACAAACCAAAAGAUAACAUAAAGUCUACAAGAAAAUUAAAGGACUCUUGGAUUGAUAGUGGCUUUCCAAACAAAUCUGAUGUACAGCUUAGUAAGGAAAAGGUUCAGAAAAAAAGUUAUAGAAAACUGAAGACUACUUUUGUUAAUGUUACUUCUGAAUGCCCAUUGAAUGAUGUUUACAAUUUUAAUUUGAAUGGAGCUGAUGAACCUACUAUAAAACUUGGAAUCCAAGAAUUUCAAACUACAGCUAAAGAAGCCUACGUGGAUAAUUCAAUUAAAUUGGUAGGUUUGCAGAAUCAUGAUGAACUUGAACCUUCUCUCAAAACAAAAGAUAAAAGAAUUAUAACAAAUCAUAAAAAGAAAAAUCUCUUUAGUGAUACUGAAACAGAAAACAGAUGUGACGACAGCAAGACUGAUAUUAGCUGGCUAAAAGAACCAAAAUCAAAACCACAGCUAAUAGACUAUAGUAGAAAUAAAAAUGGGAAGAAACAUAAAAGUGGGAGAUCAAGACCAUCCUUGAAAAAGGGACAACCAAGAUCUAAAAUGACAUCUAGUAAAAACAUCACCAAAAAGGUAGACGAGGCAGUUCCAGAUAGGAGAACCAGACUUCCACGAAGAGCAGCAAAAACUAAAAAAAACUAUAAGGAUCUCUCAAACUCAGAAUCAGAGAGUGAAAAAGAAUUUUCACAUUCAUUUAAAGAGGAAUUGCUAGUAAAGGAGGAGAAUAUUCAUUCAAGAACCGCAACCAUAAAGCUGCCAAAAAAACAAAAGAAAGUCUCCUGUACUGAAACACCAAAGGAACUAUCAAAAGAACGGAAAAACUCACCUCUACUAAAAAAUACUAUAAGAGUUAAUAGCCUUGAUGUAUCUCCUGUGUCUUUAUCUGGCAGUCCAUCAUCUAUAGAAGUAAUGAGAUGUGUAGAGAAAAUAACAGAAAGGGAUUUUACUCAAGAUGAUGACAAUGUAACAAAAUCUAUAUCACCUAAUGCAAAAACUUCAUCACCUGAAUCCUUAAACAGUAGCAAUGGAGUUGGAGGUCCAAUAAAGUCACCCCAAAAUAAUGAGAACUUACUGUGUGCAGGUGACAGUUGCUCACCAACUCCACAACCACUCUUUUGGUAUACCACCCUGCAAAUCUCCAAACCUAGCCACAUUGAACGUGUUAGUCGCAAACGAAUGUACAUAGAAGAUAAUCUAAGUAAUUCCGAUGAAGUAGAAAUACAAAAGGAAGAAGAAAGGAGAGCAAACUUGCUUCCCAAAAAACUGUGUAAAACCAAAGAUGCGGAUCAUCACACCUUCAAAAUGUCUGAAAGUAUAUCUCCAUUGUCAACAAAUGAUUUUUCUAUUCCUGUGGAGAAGUGGGACAGUGAAAUUUCAAGUGUAGUGAUUGGUGAGAAGCUCAAUUCAGAAUUGCAGAGGAAAAUUAAUAUCCGACAUAAAAUGGUGGAUUAUUUUACUAAGCAGUCUUGGAAAACAGCUCAGCAGCAUCUGAAAACAAUGAACCAUCAAAUUCAGGAGUAUAGGAUUAAAAAGCUUGAUGAAUUCCAAUUUAUAAUCCUAGAGGAGAUGGAGAAUUUUGAGAAAGAUUCACAGUCUUUGAAAGAUUUGGAGAAGGAAUUUGUGGACUUUUGGGAAAAGAUAUUUCAGAAGUUCAGUGCUUAUCAAAAAAGUGAACAGCAGAGGCUUCAUCUUUUGAAAAUUUCUUUGGGUAAAAAUGUCUUCUCUAACACCGAAUAUGAAGAAACUAUUUUUACAUCUGAGAUGUGUUUGAUGAAAGAAAACAUGAAAGUGCUGCAAGACAGGCUUCUUAAGGAAAUGCAAGAAGAACAGCUUCUUGAUGUACGAAGAGGACUGAUGUCAUUAUUCAUGGCUCAUGGAAGAAAUGUUAAUGUGUGAAAUCUAGUUGUUAUCAACAUGUUUUAGCUAAUUAUUCUUUUUGUGUGUAUAACUGAGGAAAUAACAGAGUUGCCCACAAAGAGAAACAUAGACAUCACCCAGGCAAGUGUACCUUUGCAGGAACCCCCAGAUUCAAAGGAAUAUCUUCUUAUGGAUGAGAAAGAACCACUAUAAUAUGAUUCUAAGCCCAAAAAACUUUUUUUGUCUACAUAAUACUCUUAUUUUUUGAGAGAAAAAGUUUCAGGAAAUCAAACUGUAAAAGGAAUGGGCUUACUUUUGUAGUAAUAUUUGCAUUAGGCAAAUAUUAUUAACUGUACUCACAAAACUAUUUUCUUUAAUAGCUCAGAAUGUACAAAAUUUAGCCACACUUUGAAGGGGA